GUCAUUUGAAUGAGGAGCCGCGUGCCCCCCGCGGCCGGUAGCGCCCCCUGGCGGCGGCGGGCGGGCUCGAGCUGCCUCCGGAUCAACCCCGGCCCGGCGCCGACCCAGUCCGUCGACCGACUCCGAGCAAGUGAGCUGACGGCUGACGAGGUCCGUCAGCAGUGCGCGCGUGCUCGUGUGUGUGCGUGUGUGUGAGUGAGAGAGAGAGAGAGGGUGAGUGUAAGUUUGUGUGAGUGUGUGAGUGGGGCGCGAGUCUUCGUCGCGGAUGCGGUUCCGCAGCUCGGCAGCAGUGCAGUGCAGAAAUGUGCAAGUCCGCGCGAUGGUGGGUGGCGUUCAAGGGGGGCGACCUGCCCCCGAGCCGGCUGUGGGCGCUGCUGCUGAUGCUCAGCUCCCACCACAUGAUCGUCGCCUUCAACCACGCCAUGUACGUCUUCCAGGCGUACAGGCCGCCCAUGGCCUGCAUGGAGCUCGCGCCCGACGGCAACUACGUGGCGUCGCCCGCCGACUGCCAGGUCAACUGCACGGGCCGGUACGUGUUCCUGGGCGCCGACGACGACGCCACCAUCGUCACUGAGUGGAUGCUGGUGUGCUCGCGGGCCGCGCUGCAGCCCCUCAUGGGCUCGCUGUACUUCCUGGGCGUGGCGGUGGGCGCGCUGACCACGGGCUUCCUCGCGGACCGGCUGGGCCGCCGCCCCGUCAUGGCGGGCUGCGUGCUGGGCCAGGCCGUGCUGGGCAUCGGCGUGGCGUUCGCGCCCAGUCUGGAGGCCUUCGCCGUGCUGCGGACGCUGCACGGCGUCUUCGUGCAGGGCUUGCAGGGCACCACGUUCACGCUGCUCAUGGAACUGUUCCCGGGCCACCUGCGCACGGCGGUGGGCGUGGUGCAGGAGAUCUACUGGGCGAUGGGGCUGGUGGUGCUGUCGGCGCUCGCCUACCUGCUGCCGCACUGGAGGGACCUGCAGCUCGCUGUGUCCGCGCCCUCCCUGGCCGUGCUGCUCUUUCUGCCGUGGGUGCCGGAGUCGCGGCUGUGGCUCGCCUCCAGGGGGCACUCGCCACCGUUCAAACGCGGCCUGCCCGGCCACGGCAGCUACCGAGAGAAGAAGGAGGUUGACGGCUUCUCGACGCUGCCCCGGGAGGAUGCCGGCCGCCGCGGCGACGGCCAGUCUACCUCCGUGAGCGUCCUGGACCUGGUGGCCGCGGGCGGGCUGCGCCUCUACACGCUGUGCAUGGUCGGGGUGUGGUUCACGGUCGCGCUCUCGUACUACGUCAUCACGUUCGGCAUGCCCUCCAUGACCGGUGACCGCUUCGCCAACUUCGCCCUGGGCGCGGCGCUGGAGAUGGCCGCGUACUCCGCCACGUUCGUCGCGCUCUCGCGGCUCGGCCGUCGCAUCCCUCUAUCCGUCCUCCUGGGCUGCUCGUCGGUGGCCUCCUGCGGCGUGGCCUUCAUCCUGGUGGGCUCGGGCGGCGACGGCGGCAUCCCCGCUCUGGUGCUGGUGAUGGCGUGCAAGGCCACCCUCGUCAGCUGCUUCUGCACCAUGUUCAUCUACACCGGCGAGCUGUUCCCGACCGGCAUCCGCUCCGCCGCCCUCGGUAUCUGCGGCUUCAUGGGCCGUGUCGGCAACCUCCUCUCCCCGCAGGUGAUGCACCUUGGCGACGACGAUCGCGCGUGGCUGCCCUUCGUCCUCAUCGGCGCCCUGCUUCUGGCCGUGUCGAGCAGCUCGCUGCUGCUGCCCGAGACCCUCGGGUCCGAGCUUCCCGCCACCUUGGAGGACGCUAUCGCCCUGCGGGUGCGCGGGCGCGCCAAGGGUCGUGGGACCCCGAGGGGCUCGGACAGCGCCGAGCAGCAGCCCCUCAACAACACCUUGACCUACUCACCGAAUGGGGCCCCAGCCAAGCUCAACUUGGACGACUACAAGGUGCCCGACUGGAUGUCGGAUAUCCCGCAGUUGGAGCCGGAGAAGGUACAGACCGCCAAGAAGAGGGGGUCCAUGUCCGCACUGGAGCUCGGCCAGGGCCUCCUGGAGGAGCUAAACAAGACACCGGCGCCUGGACGGGCGGACAGGGCGCGCUCUAUGUACCUGGAGACCAACCUCGACGACCCGGCCCUCCUAGACGCCCAGCAGCCCGCCACCCACAAGACCACGGUGGCGUCCGCCGUCUAACCCACCGAGUGGGGCGUGGUUAGCGUUUUCAGUAUUACCCCUCGCAAUGACUUUUCUGAAGUGUCUUCCCGGAAGCUUCACGGUCUUGGGGCGUGAGAGAUUUCAUCUUUGUGAGACUGACUUUGUACGAGUACAUUGUACUUAGUAUCUUUAUUUUUACUCGUUCACAUAGGGCAGCCAAACUGCAACAGUUAAAGUACAAACUUUUAGCCGUCAAGAAUACAUGUGUCGUUAGACCAAACGGUUGGCUGGUGUAAAGAGAACUAGAGCUCCUAAUUUAUUUUUAUUACAGCUUUGUUGUUAAGAAUAAAAUAAACUGUCGUCAAUCGAAA
Messenger RNA from Frankliniella occidentalis (western flower thrips), 2491 nucleotides. RefSeq names its product solute carrier family 22 member 6-like. The transcript has 6 exons. Lineage: Eukaryota; Metazoa; Arthropoda; Insecta; Thysanoptera; Thripidae. The coding region runs from base 303 to 2159 and encodes 618 amino acids. Gene Ontology annotation, molecular function: transmembrane transporter activity. Gene Ontology annotation, cellular component: membrane. The record is from RefSeq and is a predicted model, not a curated record. Gene Ontology annotation, biological process: transmembrane transport.